CUUUCUCCAUGAACAGGUGCCUAUGUGCAGCCACAGCAAAUGUCCAACAGCAGCUCCAUCAGCCACUUCCUCCUGCUGGCACUGGCAGAGACGCGGCAGCUGCAGCUCCUGCACUUCUGCCUCUUGCUGGGCAUCUCCCUGGCUGCCCUCCUGGGCAACGGCCUCAUCAUCAGCGCCGUAGCCUGCGGCCACCACCUGCACACGCCCAUGUUCUUCUUCCUGCUCAACCUGGCCCUCAGCGACCUGGGCUCCAUCUGCACCACUGUCCCCAAAGCCAUGCACAAUUCCCUCUGGGACACCACCACCAUCUCCUACAAAGGAUGUGCUGCACAGCUCUUUUUUUUUGUCUUUUUCAUCUCAGCAGAGAUUUCCCUCCUGACCAUCAUGUGCUACGACCGCUACGUGUCCAUCUGCAAACCCCUGCACUACGGGACCCUCCUGGGCAGCAGAGCUUGUGCCCACAUGGCAGCAGCUGCCUGGGCCAGUGCCUUUCUCAAUGCUCUCAUGCACACGGCCAAUUCAUUUUCCCUGCCCCUGUGCCGUGGCAAUGCCCUGGGCCAGUUCUUCUGUGAAAUCCCACAGAUCCUCAAGAUCUCCUGCUCCAAAUCGUACAUCAGGGAACUUGGGCUCAUUGCUGUGGGUGCCUGUUUAGAUUUUGGUUGUUUUGUGUUCAUUGUUUUCUCCUAUGUGCAGAUCUUCAGGGCUGUGCUGAGGAUCCCCUCUGAGCAGGGACGGCACAAAGCCUUUUCCACCUGCCUCCCUCACCUGGCUGUGGUCUCUCUGUUCCUCAGCACGGCCCUGAACCCCCUCAUCUACAGCCUGAGGAACCAGGAGCUCAAGGCUGCAGUCUGGAGACUGAUGACUGGAUGCUUUCAGAAACAUUAAACUCCUGGCCAGUUUCUGUAGAUCACCUGUAAUAAAUGUCGUCUUUCCUAGUCCUUGUUGGUUUAAUUUUGGAGGUUCUUUUCCAUUGUUUUACUUGUUACAGAUUUUUCACAAUCAAUGUCAUUGUGCCAUUUCUCAUUUUGUUUCUCUUCACUUUCCCUGUGGCCACAGACUGUGUCAAUGAGGGGCUGCGCUCUCGUUGGCUUUAAUGGAACUCAAGGAUGUCCCAGCAAAGUUUUCUGCAGAGAUGCCCUUUUGUUGCCUUCUCUGGAGCUGCAGCAGCAAUGUCUGUGUGCAGAGCUGGGGGCAGAUCAGUGCUGGCACAGCAGCUCUGCUCCUGCUGGCCACACCAUUCCUGAUCCAGGCCAGGAGCCAUUGGCCUUCUUGGCCACCUGGGCACACGGCUGGCUCAUGUCCAGCCUGCUGUCCAUCAGUCCCUGCAGGUCCCUUUCUGCCUGGCUGCUGUCCAGCCCCUCCGUCCCCAGCCUGGAGCACUGCAGGGGUUGUUGUGGCCAAAGUGCAGGACCUGGCA
This is a messenger RNA of Vidua chalybeata, 1417 nucleotides long. RefSeq names its product olfactory receptor 14J1-like. Bases 40 to 885 code for a protein of 281 amino acids. Gene Ontology annotation, molecular function: G protein-coupled receptor activity; olfactory receptor activity. Gene Ontology annotation, biological process: G protein-coupled receptor signaling pathway. The record is from RefSeq and is a predicted model, not a curated record. Lineage: Eukaryota; Metazoa; Chordata; Aves; Passeriformes; Viduidae. The transcript is spliced from 2 exons. Gene Ontology annotation, cellular component: membrane.